Messenger RNA from Perca fluviatilis (European perch), 878 nucleotides. RefSeq lists its product as uncharacterized. The record is from RefSeq and is a predicted model, not a curated record. Bases 32 to 859 code for a protein of 275 amino acids. The transcript has 3 exons. Lineage: Eukaryota; Metazoa; Chordata; Actinopteri; Perciformes; Percidae.
UCAUGUUACAGUCCAAAACCAAAAAGAUGAGAUGCAGGUUUGUUGUGAACUAUUGGAUGAUGACAUCACCUCCACUGGAAAGGGGAGGGGGAGAGGAUUCAGUGUGCCAGUGCGACGCUCAGGUAGUGAACACGACAGAGUGGGAAACGGAAUGGCGGAGCAAACGCCACACCAACAUGAUGGUCUGUGGGAUUUUCUCCGAAAGCGAGGUGUUGCUGAACAAAACAUCAACCAGAUGCAACAAGACAAGAUCGACACAUCACUUAUCAGAGAAAUAGAAGACGCCUACCUUGCACGCUAUAUACCAGUGUAUGGGGACAGGAUUGCUACGAGGCGAUACUGUCUGGACAAACAAAAACGAGAAGAAGACAACAGCUCAAAGAUGUCUCUUCUGGAAAAACUGCGAAAGAGAAUGAGGACAUCAACAGCAAGCCAUAGUGAGGAUUCUGGACAGGAACCUUGGACCGCAAGAAAAGUAAGAGCUAAUCCAUCUAAAAAUGCUUUGAAGACUUCAAGAAAAAUUGAGUUGGGGUGGAUCCAUGAAGGAAAACAAGUGAGAAAGCGUUCUGGUGGGGGCACCAGGGUACUUGAUGUAAACAAGGAUUCAUCCAAAAAAGACCUUAUGUCUCAUGCAAAAGAACUGUUUUUUCCACAUGGUGAAUCAAAAAAAGGAAAAUGGGAAGACUUCAUGCACAAUAUUUAUGACUUUAAGGAAACAGAACUUGAUGAGACCACUACUGUUGGUGAGUUGUACACAAUGUCAAAAUUUGGGAUUUUGCGUUUUUACCUAAGCACAAAAUGUUGCAAAGCAGAAUCUGACACAGAGGAGGACAAGAUGGACAGACAUGGUGACACUUAAGGAGCGCAGCAGAGACGGG